This is a messenger RNA of Pistacia vera, 1141 nucleotides long. RefSeq lists its product as uncharacterized. The transcript has 8 exons. The record is from RefSeq and is a predicted model, not a curated record. Bases 1 to 972 code for a protein of 323 amino acids. Lineage: Eukaryota; Viridiplantae; Streptophyta; Magnoliopsida; Sapindales; Anacardiaceae.
AUGACUUCCCUAACUCUGACACCGCUUUCCUCUUCAACUUCCACUUUAUUCUCUCUCAAGAAGCCACCAGCAGCUUCACCAUUACAUCUUAAACACCUUUUGAAUAAUACCCAUAAAACUAUCAACAAGAAUAAGAAGGUUUGGAGGGGAAUAUGCAGAGCAGAGUUAUCAAACGACACGCCGUUUAUACCAGAUUUGCUGCUAUGGGCAUCAUCAGUUUUAUCCCGNUCCUCUUCAACUUCCACUUUAUUCUCUCUCAAGAAGCCACCAGCAGCUUCACCAUUACAUCUUAAACACCUUUUGAAUAAUACCCAUAAAACUAUCAACAAGAAUAAGAAGGUUUGGAGGGGAAUAUGCAGAGCAGAGUUAUCAAACGACACGCCGUUUGUUAUUGCAAUUGGGGCUUGCAUGUUAAGCUCACUAGUUCUUCCAACUCCGACUAGUGAGGAAGGGGAUGCUGAUACUGCUCUUGAUUCAACAGAUACCAGAUUUGCUGCUAUGGGCAUCAUCAGUUUUAUCCCGUACUUUAAUUGGCUGAGUUGGGUUUUUGCUUGGCUUGAUACCGGGAAAAGGCGCUAUGCUGUGUACUCUAUUGUUUACUUGAUUCCUUAUCUGAGGUCAAAUUUAUCAUUGUCCCCUGAGGAGAGUUGGUUGCCUAUUGCUAGCAUUAUUUUCUGCAUUGUUCAUGUUCAGCUAGAAGCAAGUAUCAGAAAUGGAGAUAUUCAGGGAUUUCAGUUAUUUAGUCAGGCUGAAAAGCAUCUUUCUUCGAUGACUAAAAAGAAAGAUAGUCAUAUGGAGGGGCAUCAAGACAUUUCUAAGGAGGGGAGAAAAGGAGAGGACAUGAAUUUGCCAUCUGCUGGAGAACAAUCAAGAAAUGAGUUCCGACAGCAGGGUGUUCCUGAAAAGCCCUCCAAGCAUGAGGAACUCUUGAAUGGAGAUAGUGAUGAUGACGACAAGAAAAGGGAAUAUUAGCAACUCGGCAUUCAUGUAUGAGUUCGCUCAAUUACAAUGUGUGGCAUUUAGUUUAACUUCAUGCUUAAAAUAUCAAUGCCACUCCAGAACCAACAGAGCAAGAGUAGCAAAUAUUUUGACCUAUAUGGAGAGUUGAUUGAGAGAGAAAUAGAUUGUAUGUUUUUAAUUA